Molecule: messenger RNA, 372 nt
Organism: Rotaria sp. Silwood1
Lineage: Eukaryota; Metazoa; Rotifera; Eurotatoria; Philodinida; Philodinidae
Source: the annotation of a GenBank genome assembly
AUGCCAACAAAAACUGUUGCUUUUGUUAAAGAUUCAAUCUAUCUUGAUGCAUUACAAUAUCGACAAUCAUCAGGUCGCGCUGGUCGUUGUGGUUUUGAUGUUCAAGGUCAUGUUGUAUUUGUUGAUAUACCUUUACCAAAGAUUAGUCAUUUACCUAAUGCUAAAGAUUCAAACGAUCCAAUAAAUCGAUUAUUAAUUGCAUUACAAUGUUCUUUACUUGCACAAUUGUCUAUAAAACAUCAAUUGAUAGAUAUUCAAAUACAUUUUCAUGGUUUAUUUACAUUAGAUUUUCUUUAUCGAUUAAAUUUAAUUAAUCAAUAUGGUAAUCUUAUUGCUUUAGCUAGUCUUCUAACACAUUUACAUUAUUUUUAG